Trametes versicolor FP-101664 SS1 is the source of this 2481-nucleotide messenger RNA. RefSeq lists its product as uncharacterized. The coding region runs from base 1 to 2481 and encodes 826 amino acids. Gene Ontology annotation, molecular function: lipid binding. NCBI's taxonomy places the organism in Eukaryota, Fungi, Basidiomycota, Agaricomycetes, Polyporales, Polyporaceae. The transcript is spliced from 11 exons. The record is from RefSeq and is a predicted model, not a curated record.
AUGUCUCUCCCUGUUGCCACGAAGGAUGUCGGCGACAAGCCCGCCGCUAACUCUGUCGUCGACCCCGUCGACAAGAAGACCCAGGCUGCAGAUGUCGAUCGCAAACUCAGAUUCUACGGCGUCAUCAAGGCGUUCGCCGAGUCGCGCAUGCCCGGCAACGACCAGAUCGACAAAACCCUCAAAUACGUUCUCCAGAACUCCCCCGUUGACGUCAAGGACCUCUCUCCUGACGGCCAACGACUCAUCCAAGAUACCCGCGACAUCAUCGAGACCGCCCGCGAGAUCGUCCAGCAGAAGAACGCCGACGAGCUCUUCCAGAACUUCGUCUGGCACACACGCGACGUGAACGUUGAUCACGCGAAGAAGGACCCCAGCGAGGUCGUCCCCGUCGACAAGGAGAAGGCGAAGAGCGACGGCCAACAGGCUGUCAAGCACCUUCGCACUCUCCUCUCCCUCGUCCUUACCAACUCGGAAGUCCGCAAGCUCGUUACGGACUUCUCCGUGAUCGGUCGCGACAUCUUGGCUCGCACAGCGAGCAAGGUCGCUGACAAGGCGCGUCCCGACGCCGAUCGCCUCGCCCAGGUGGACGAGUCUGCACCUCGAGACCAGUUUGUCUCCGAGGGUGGACGCCUGGUUGGUCCAGAUGAGACGCCGGUGCUCGAAGCCCGCAUUCCUGGGACCGACACGACUGUUGCUCAGCAUCCCCACGAGGAACUGGGCCAUGGCGCGAAGGUCACGCAAAGCAAUGGCGAAGUCAAGAGCGGCGCUCAGGCCAUCAACGAAACCCAAGCGCGCAAGGAUGAGGCUAUCGAGCGUGCGCAGAUCGAGGCCGAGGACACUAGGAACGCUAUUGGCGGUGAUCCCGUCCCUGAGGAUCGCGCAGACGCGGAAGCCAAGAAGUCCGGUCUCAUGAACAAGAUUCGCGGCUUUAGGGAUAACAUGACCGAUCGCGUCCCUCAAGAGCACAAGGACCGCGCCAACGACAACUUCAACCGCGCGAAGCAGGUUCUCAGCGAGGACUACUUCCCUGAGGAGCGCCGUGACCAGUUCAUCUACCGUGGCAAGAAGGUCAUCGUAGAGUGCCAGAAGCACAAGGACUACCAGGAAUCUAUUCAAUGGCUCCUGAACUUCCUCGAAGAGUACGCCUCUCAUGGGAAGACUGUCGUCGACCACGGCAAGGACUCUGCCCAGAAGGUCCAGGGCGACUCGACAUUGCAACAGGCCACCUCCGAGCUUCGCACCCUGCUCGAGCGAUUUGCCAACGGAAAGAGCCUUUCCCUCAUCGGUGACGCUAUGCAACAGCUCUUCAGGGAUGCUCAAGAGGACGCUGAGCUCAGGCAAUGGUUCUCGGACGUCGACACAUACACUCGCAAGGUCUUGUUGGACCCCGGCUUCGUCUUGGAGCCGCAGUGCAACAACGAGGCCAACGCCCUUCGCGAGAACGGGCGUCGCUUCUACGACGAGAAGUACAAGGGCCACUUCGACAACCUGUUCAACGCCGCGAUGGAGUGGUUCCGUGCUCUCGGCGAAGAUCCUCUUAACAAGAGGUUCGGCGAAGACUGGGCGCGCCUCACGAAGGAUCUUCUCUUCGACAGCGAAGGAAGCCUCAAGUUCAAGCCCGACCUUUGGAUGGACAUCCGCAAGGUUAUCCUGCCGAGCAUCAUCGAUCAGGUUGGAUACGUUCCCAUCCCGCGCAUCGAGUACACCGACGAUAUGCUGGACUUGGUCAUCGAGAACCUCGCACUGUCCGGCCGCAACCUCUUCCCCAACGUUGUCAGCAUGGAGGCGCACAACUUCGUCAAGUUCAGCCCGUACAACGCGAUCAAGGAUGAGAACCACCACGAGUUCAUCUUGACUUUCGGUCAGAUCCAAGCGGACAUGCGCGAUGUCGCCUUCUACUUCAAGAAGAAGACCGGCUUCCCGAAGUUGUCCGACUCCGGUCUCGCCGACGUCUUGCUUGGCGGCGAAGGUCUUACGAUCACCGCCCACAUCGUGUCCGCAGACAAGGAUCGGUCGAGCGUGUUCAAGGUCAAGAACGUCCACGUGAAGGUUGGGACGCUUAAGUUCUCCAUCCGCGACUCGAAGCACGACACCCUGUACAACACCCUCCGCCCUCUCGCAACCGGACUCGUCAAGCGCCAGCUCCAGAAGGCUAUCGCCGACGCCGUCACUACCGGGUUGGAGUACGUCGAUGGACAGCUCGUGGGUGUGCGCGACCGCAUGUCUGAGGCCAAGAACACCGAUGGCCAAUCGCGGACCCAGGCUCUGCAGGAGCUGUUCCAGCGCAAGAAGGCAGAGGCAGAGUCGGUCAAGAGCAAGACAGAGGAGAAGGGCUCGCACUUCAAGAUUGUCUCGCGCCGCGACUCCGCGUUGCUACCCGCGCAGGGUCACCCCGCUGGGUGGGUCAACCGCACCCAAGAACGCGAGGAGGCCGCGCUCCGUGGGCAAGAAUGGCGCAGUGACGCGUUCACCAUCGUCUAA